UGUCUGACUAUCUCCCAUCCCUAGCGCACGAAAACUUUUGCCUUAAACGCCCAUCGCCAGCGCUAUGUAAAUUACUAUUUUUUAUUGUAGUUUUAUCAAAUAAAUGCAAAAUGGAUAUCUGCCGCCUGUGUUUGCGCGGAGUUGGCGGAGCCCAGAUGUGUCUGCAGAUCUUUAACGCAGAUUCAGCGGACAAUAAGGUGGCAGAGGUGCUGCGGCAGCACUUCUGGUUCGAGGUGCUGCCCAACGACGAGAUAUCCAAGGUCAUCUGCAAUGUCUGCUGGACCCAGGUCAGCGAGUUCCACCAGUUCUACCUGUCCAUUCAGGAAGCGCAGGUGAUUUAUGCCACCACCGCGAAGUUUAAGCAGGAUCCGGAGAUGGUGAGCACCUCCUGGCCAGAAGAGGUUCUUAUGCCAGCGGAUGUGUUGGCCGUAGACAACGACGUAAGCGCCCAGCUGAACAUUAAUCCACUGGAUGAGCUUGAACUGUCCCAGAGCCUCGAGCCAGAGGACUUGGAGGACAGCAAGGUAGACAUCAAAACUGAGAGGCAAUCACCAGAAAUGGAAUACGGCCACGAGGAUACCAACAACGACGACCACGACGACGACUAUGAGGACGAAGAUGAUGACGAUGACGAGGAGGACCUAAUCGUGACGAGGAGCGGACGCAAGCGGAAACGGGAGGUGGCCAAGCCAGCCAAGACGAAAAAGACAGGGCCGGGUAGAAAGGGCAAGGAGAAGGUUGUCGCCAAAAGAGGCCCGACAAAAAGGAUAUUUAAGAUGGAGCGACUGCCCCCGUUCUGCAAGGAGGACGAAGAACUGAUCAAACGCUAUAUUGUUAUGGGGUGCGAGUUGUGUAUAUUUCUGGCCGAGGACUUUGACGGCAUACGUGAACACUUUAAGGAGAAGCACCCUGACGAGCGACCCUAUAUAAAGUGUUGCGGUCGAAAGCUGAACAAGAGGUGUCUUAUCCAGGAACAUGCACGACGCCAUGAGAACCCAGAGUACAUAAAAUGCAAGGACUGUGGAAAGGUCUUUGCCAAUUCGAGUGUACUGCGGGCCCACUGGCUGGUGCACCAUGUGCCAGACGAGGAAUGCGACUUCCAGUGCGAGGACUGUGGCAAGCGCUUCUCCCGUCGUAACUUACUGGAGCUGCACAAAGGAUCCCAUGUGCCAGUGAACGAGCGAAAGUUUAUCUGUCCGCAAUGUCCUAAGCACAAUGCUUUUGCCACAGAGUACCAUAUGCAAGUCCACAUCAGCAUGCAACACCGCAAAGCGGCCAAUAUAUGCCACGUCUGUGGCAAGAAAAUUAAAGAUAAGGCUGUUUUUGAGAAGCACGUUCGCCUACACUUCGAGGAGAGCGGACCACGCAUCAAGUGCCCGCGGCCGGACUGCGAGAGCUGGCUGAAAGACGAGGACAACUUGAAGCAACACUUGAGGCGGCACAACGACGAGGGAAAGCUCUUCAUUUGCUCAGAGUGCGGCAAAAGUUGUAAAAACUCAAGAGCGCUUAUUGGUCACAAGCGCUACUCUCAUUCUAAUGUCAUCUACACCUGCGAACAAUGCGGCAAGACCUUCAAAAAAGAUAUCAGCUUGAAGGAGCACAUGGCUCAGCACACUGGAGAGCCACUUUAUAAGUGCCCCUUUUGUCCUCGCACCUUCAACUCCAACGCCAACAUGCACUCUCACAAAAAGAAGAUGCAUCCAGUGGAAUGGGACAUCUGGCGUAAGACUAAGACCGGCAGCUCCCAAAAGAUCCUGCCCAGUGCACAAGUGGCUCAGAUGUUCAGGGACGAUGCCGAUGCCGCAGCUAUUGCCAAUGAUUACACAGCUUAGGUCGAGGAAUGCUUAAAAAAAACUGUUCCGUGGAACAAUUGCUUAGUUUUUGAUUUAAAUUUGUUUGAAAACACAAA
This is a messenger RNA of Drosophila ananassae, 1909 nucleotides long. RefSeq names its product transcription factor grauzone. The coding region runs from base 111 to 1832 and encodes 573 amino acids. Lineage: Eukaryota; Metazoa; Arthropoda; Insecta; Diptera; Drosophilidae. The record is from RefSeq and is a predicted model, not a curated record. Gene Ontology annotation, molecular function: DNA-binding transcription factor activity; zinc ion binding. Gene Ontology annotation, cellular component: nucleus. The transcript is spliced from 5 exons.